CGGCCCGCACCCGAGCUGCAGGCAGCGGGCGCCAUUGUGAGCACAGCGGGCCCGGACAGGACGCCCGGGCGCCGGGGUCCCCGUAGUAGCGGGGAGACCAGCCGGCCCUCCAGGGUCCGUGGCCGAUCCCCAGGAGGAGCUGCUCUGGGUUGCCAUGAGAGAGACUUUGGAGGCCCUCAGCUCCCUGGGAUUCUCUGUGGGACAGCCAGAGAUGGUCCCCCAAAGUGAGCCCAGGGAAGGAUCUCAUAAUGCCCAGGAGCAGAUGGCCUCUUCCAGGGAGGAGAACGUGCUGGGCACGUGCCCAGGGCAUGAGGCCCCCAAUCUGGAGGAAGGUGCCCACACUGAGCAGGCUGAGGCUCCCUGCAGAGGCGGCCAGGUGUGCACACCACAGAAGGCUGAGCCUGUGGGCUCCUGCUCAGGGGACGAAUGGAUGAUUCGGAAGGUGAAAGUGGAGGAUGAGGAUCAGGAGGCAGAACAGGAGGUCGAAUGGCCCCAGCAUCUAUCCUUACUUCCAAGCCCCUUUCCCGCUCCCGACCUGGGGCAUCUGGCCGCUUACAAACUUGAGCCCGGGGCCCCAGGGACACUGGGAGGACUCUCGCUGUCCGGGUGGGCCCCGAUCCCCGAGAAGCCCUAUGGCUGCGGGGAGUGCGAACGGCGCUUCCGGGACCAGCUGACGUUGCGGCUGCACCAGAGGCUGCACCGGGGCGAGGGCCCCUGUGCCUGUCCGGACUGUGGCCGCAGCUUCACGCAGCGCACGCACAUGCUGCUGCACCAGCGCAGCCACCGCGGAGAGCGGCCUUUCCCAUGCUCCGAGUGCGACAAGCGCUUCAGCAAGAAGGCCCACCUGACCCGCCACCUGCGCACGCACACGGGCGAGCGGCCCUACCCGUGCGCAGAGUGCGGCAAGCGCUUCAGCCAGAAGAUACAUCUGGGCUCGCACCAGAAGACCCACACUGGCGAGCGGCCCUUCCCCUGCACCGAGUGCGAGAAGCGCUUUCGCAAGAAGACGCACUUGAUCAGGCACCAGCGCAUCCACACGGGCGAGAGGCCCUACCAGUGCGCGCAGUGCGCACGCACCUUCACGCACAAGCAGCACUUGGUGCGGCACCAAAGGGUGCACGAGGCGGCCGGCCAGGCCCGGCCCUCCCCCGACGCGCCCGCCUCGCCCCAUUCCCCCGCCCCGUCCCCCACCCCGUCCCCUCCUGGGCCGAAGCCGUUCGCCUGCUCCGACUGCGGCUUGAGCUUCGGCUGGAAAAAGAACCUCGCCACGCACCAGCGUGAGCACCGCAGUGAGGGUCGUCCCUUUGGGUGCGAAGAGUGUGCACUGGACGCCAUCGUGGACCCUGCCGCCGCACAGUCCUUGGCCUGCACGCCCCGAGGGCCGGGCUGCGGGACAGGCUCGGGGCCAGCGGUGCCGCCGCGCACCCCUUCGGGCGAGCGGUCCUUCUUCUGCCCGGACUGCGGGCGCGGCUUCGCCCACGGGCAGCACCUGGCGCGGCACCGGCGCGUGCACACGGGCGAACGGCCCUUCGCCUGCGCUCAGUGCGGCCGCCGCUUUGGCUCGCGGCCCAAUCUGGUCGCCCACUCCCGCGCCCACAGCGGCGCCAGGCCUUUCGCCUGUGCGCAGUGCGGCCGCCGCUUCAGCCGCAAGUCUCAUCUGGGCCGCCACCAGGCGGUGCACACGGGCAGCCGCCCCCACGCCUGCGCCGUCUGCGCCCGUAGCUUCAGCUCCAAAACCAACCUGGUCCGCCACCAGGCCAUCCACACUGGCUCCCGCCCCUUCUCCUGCCCGCAGUGCGGCAAGAGCUUCAGCCGCAAGACCCACCUGGUGCGGCACCAGCGCGUCCACGGCGAAGGCGCCCAUGCGGCCGCAGACGCUGCCCUCUCGGCCCCAGCCUGGCCCACUCCCGCCGAGGGGGCGCCGCGCGCGCUCUUCUUCUGAGCCCUCUCGCCAGGACCCGUUGCUCACAGUUCCGAGGGACCCGUGCCGCCAGGCCUGGGCUGCUGCCGGCCGUUUUCCUUCCCUCAAAAGUCCUAAAAGCGUUCCCAGCUUUGACGUUACAGGACAAAGACUAUGCGCAGAGUGAAUCCUUGCUGGGGACAGUUUAGGCCGAAGUCCUCGGAAGACUCCCACCCAGAUGCCCCUUCGGAAAGCAGACAUUUCCUGGACCUCGAGUGACCAAGGACAGAUUGGGCCAGGAACCUCUAGCGGGUGGGAAAGAGUGGUUAUCUGUAUACUUAAAGUUUCAUUAAAGUUAA
This is a messenger RNA of Propithecus coquereli (Coquerel's sifaka), 2259 nucleotides long. It is a transcript of the gene ZNF467, whose product is annotated as zinc finger protein 467. Lineage: Eukaryota; Metazoa; Chordata; Mammalia; Primates; Indriidae. Gene Ontology annotation, biological process: regulation of transcription by RNA polymerase II. The coding region runs from base 155 to 1942 and encodes 595 amino acids. Gene Ontology annotation, molecular function: RNA polymerase II cis-regulatory region sequence-specific DNA binding; DNA-binding transcription activator activity, RNA polymerase II-specific. Gene Ontology annotation, cellular component: nucleus. The record is from RefSeq and is a predicted model, not a curated record. The transcript has 5 exons.